Molecule: messenger RNA, 4840 nt
Organism: Cyprinodon variegatus (sheepshead minnow)
Lineage: Eukaryota; Metazoa; Chordata; Actinopteri; Cyprinodontiformes; Cyprinodontidae
Gene: megf11
Product: multiple EGF-like-domains 11
Exons: 20
Molecular function (GO): scavenger receptor activity
Source: RefSeq, a predicted model, not a curated record
GCUGUGAGAGUGACUACUGGGGACCUCACUGCAGUAAUCGUUGCCAGUGCCGAAAUGCAGCUAAAUGUAACCCUAUAACAGGAGCCUGUGUUUGCACCGACGGGUACCAAGGGUGGCGAUGUGAAGAUCCCUGCGAAAAUGGCUAUUAUGGCAAGGGUUGCCAAUUGCCCUGCCAGUGUCUCAAUGGUGCAACGUGUGACCAUGAAACAGGAGAGUGCAUCUGUGCACCAGGUUACACAGGAGCUUUCUGUGGGGAGCGGUGCCCCUCCGGCAGUCAUGGACCACAGUGUGAACAGCGCUGCCCCUGUCAGAAUGGAGGAACAUGUCAUCACAUUACCGGCGACUGUUCUUGCCCUGCUGGGUGGACGGGUUCAGUGUGCGCUCAGCCCUGCCCUCUGGGCAAGUAUGGCAUCAACUGCAGCAAAGACUGUUCGUGUCGCAAUGGCGGACUGUGUGACCAUGUGACAGGAAAGUGCCAGUGUGCAGCUGGAUUCAGCGGACGCAGAUGUCAAGAGGACUGUCCUGUGGGCACCUACGGUCCACAGUGCAACCAUAGGUGUGAGUGCCAGAACGGUGCAAAGUGUCAUCACAUCAAUGGAGCAUGUCUGUGUGAAACAGGCUUUAAAGGCCCUAAUUGUCAAGAGAGAUUCUGCCCCCCGGGUCUUUAUGGCCUCAUCUGUGACAAGUAUUGCCCUUGUAAUACCACAAACACUGUCAGCUGCCAUCCACUAUCUGGUGAAUGCACAUGUUCACCAGGAUGGACAGGACUUUACUGCAAUGAGACCUGCCCUCCUGGGUUCUACGGAGAAGGAUGCUAUCUGUCUUGUAGCUGCACCAACGGAGCAGACUGUCAUCCUGUCACAGGCGUCUGUACCUGUGCCCCUGGCUUCAUGGGUGAGGACUGCUCUACAGUGUGUCCGCCUGGACUUUUUGGGCCAAGCUGCAUGUCCACCUGCUCCUGCAACAACCAAGCAUCAUGUUCCCCGGUCGAUGGCUCCUGUAUUUGCCGAGAAGGCUGGCAGGGUGUGGACUGCUCCAUUCCUUGUUCCAGUGGUAUGUGGGGUCUGGGAUGUAAUCAGACAUGCUUAUGCAGUAACGGAGCUGCAUGUGACCCUGUGGACGGCACCUGUGCUUGUUCUCCUGGCUGGAGAGGGGAGCACUGUUACGAGUCAUGUCCUGAUGGCACCUAUGGACUUGACUGCCGUGAGCGGUGUGACUGCAGUCACGCUGACGGGUGCGACCCUGUGAGUGGCCACUGUCGUUGCUACCCAGGCUGGACAGGAAUCCACUGUGAUAAUGUGUGCCCACAAGGCUUCUGGGGACCCAACUGUUCAGUCAGCUGUUCCUGUCAGAACGGAGGGUCCUGCUCUCCUGAGGACGGUUCAUGUGUGUGUGCACCUGGAUACAGAGGGACCUCCUGCAAAAGAAUCUGCUCUCCAGGGUUCUAUGGGCACCGCUGCAGCCAAACGUGCCCGCAGUGUGUGCACAGCAUCGGCCCAUGCCAUCACAUUACCGGUCACUGUGAGUGCCUCUCUGGCUUUACGGGCUCCCUGUGCAACCAAGUGUGUCCAAGCGGCAGGUACGGCAGGGCUUGUGCAGAGAUCUGCCUCUGCACCAACAAUGGCACCUGCAACCCCAUAGACGGUUCCUGUCAGUGUUUCCCCGGUUGGACAGGACAGGACUGCUCUCAGGCCUGUCCCUCUGGGCAUUGGGGCCCUGAUUGUCUCAACUCGUGUAAUUGUCACAAUGGAGCCCAGUGCAGUGCCUAUGACGGGGAGUGCAGGUGCAGCCCUGGCUGGACUGGUCUCUACUGCACACAGCGCUGUCCUUCAGGGUUUUAUGGAAAAGACUGCGCCGAAGUGUGCCGCUGCCAAAACGGUGCAGACUGCGACCACAUCACGGGCCAGUGUGUUUGCCGAACCGGCUUCAUUGGGACGGGCUGCGAGCAGAAGUGUCCUGCUGGUACAUUUGGAUAUGGCUGCCAACUGCUGUGCGAGUGCCUGAACAAUGCUACCUGUGACUAUGUGACUGGAACAUGCUACUGUAGCCCUGGAUAUAAAGGCAUCCGCUGUGAUCAAGCAGCUCUGAUGAUGGAAGAGCUAAACCCAUACACCAAAAUUAGCCCUGCGCGUGGUUCAGAACGCCAGUCUGCAGGGGCUGUCAUGGGCAUCAUCUUUCUCCUCCUCAUCCUCAUGGCCAUGCUUAGUGUGUUUGUGUGGUACAGACAGAGACAAAGGGACAAGGGCCAGGAGAUCCAACCCAGUGUGUCCUACUCACAGGCAAUGCACAUUAACAACACUGACUACUCUCUUUCUGAGUGUGGCAGUACUGUUGCGAUGAGGACCAGCGCCUCAGAGAUUGGUCCGAACCAGAACAACACCAGCAGCUCUGGCCAAUGCUUCUCCAACCCCAGUUACCCAACUGUAGCUCAGUGCAAUGUGGUCUCAACAAUUUCAAGCAACCUGGAUGGGACCCUGACACUCAAAUCAAGUACCCUGAAGAGCCGAAACCCCUCAGAAUGGAGAACCUUCUGCAACCUUAAUGACAUAGAAGUUCAGCAGAAUGAGGCACAGCCACAAAGAGCAUCAAGAAAAGAUUACAUAAAGAGCUCCAUGUGCAACAACAGCCCCUGCUCCCUGAGUAGUGAUAAUCCAUAUGCCACUAUCAGAGACCCACCCGGGCUGGCGUGCAAGCAUACAGAGAGCAGCUAUGUGGAGAUGAAGUCCCCCUCCCACCGUGAAGUCCCCUUUGGAGGAACCGCCACACUCCUGGCCACUGUGAGCAGGAACGUCUACGAUGUUGAGCCAACCGUGAGUAUCCUGCAAGGACCCAAUGGAAUGGCCACAGGUUUCUCCCAGGGUUCCUAUGACCUGUCCUGUGGCAGCCAUGUCCCCAGCCACUACGACAUUCUGCCAAUGCGUCACAGUCCCACACAUACACCCCCAGCAGCUCCAGAAAGCCCCAGUUCCUUGCUUUAAAGCAAACACCCUCCACCUGGCCAGGACAACUUUCAGCCAAUGGCUCUCCCUUUGUCUCUGUAUGUGUCCGAUUAGGUGCUGAUAUUCUGAGAAGGAGAGACAGCCACAACUCCUUCAGCGCUCUUCGGCUCCCUUCCUGUGACCCUGAGGGAGAGUGAGGGGGAGAGAAAAUGUGUCUCAAACACCAGCGACCGUUAGCCCGUUUUAUUUUGUCAUGAAGCCGGCCACUCAGACUGCUGCCUGGCCUUUAUAUGGACCUCCUGAUGUGGACUGUUCCAUACAUUCAUGAGAGGAGGACACAUGCACUGAGUGGAAGGUUUAUUUACAGGGAGAGCUAUCAUCACACUGAUUUUUAUGCCAUAAUAUGUGUUUAUUAUAAAUGAACAGCCAAGUGUAAAGUCCCUCUAAACCAAAAUUAUUUUCCCGGAGAGAGAGAAGGAAGCAUAAAGAGAAGUUCUGCUCAUCAAACCCAGAAAUGAAGGAACAUUUCCAAUCUAAAUGUUAGAAAUGGAGACGGGACUGAAAAGCAGUUGAAGCAAGCAUGGGUAAAAUAGAAAGUCAUUAUAAUGGUUCUGUAUUUGCUGUUAUCCAGUAAUGAUCACAGUCAUAUUACUAAUGUAAGCUAAUUUUUGUUGUUAAUGAGGUCAUGUUUAUCUAGACAUGCUUUCAGGUCACAGCGUUCAUGCAUUUAUUACAUUGAGACUUACAAACACAGAAUCGGUCUAAUGUUUGACCUUUUUUCCACUCGUUAAUGAAGUGUUUUAAUCUUGUGUUGAUUUCCAUGUAAAGACGUUUUUUUCUUAAAAAUGUUUUGGUUUCUAUUUAAAUGUUAUUGGAUGCUUUGAUCUUUUAUGUUUUGUAUUUGUAAAGAUUUUUUGGGUUUACAUGUUAAUUUAUAUUAUUGAUGAUUUCCUUUAAGUCAAUGUGGUUAUAAUAAUAAUAAAAAAAAAGAUGAGCAUGAUCAGAUAAUGAUACCCACGGAUGUAGAUAACACAUGAUUUAUCUUCUUGUGAGAUUAGCUGUGUCAUUUUGUGAGCUGUUUUUGAAGUCACUAAAAAAAUAUUCUCUCUGUCAAAUUGUAGAUUAAAAAUAACUUUUCAUCUGACCAAUUUAAGACCCUAAAACCUUUAUGAAGAGGAUUCAUGUGUGACAGAUAUCCAUCUCAAAAAAAAUCUUUUUAUUGUCCUGGGGGGCUAAUAAUUUAUUUUUUUAAUCUAGUAGACGGAAUUUGCUGAAAUCCAUUUCAACCCUCUGUUGAAGCAAUAACAUGUUGACAAUCGAUGCACAGAUAGCAUUUCGGAGUUGCCGGACAUUAUCUCAUCUAUGAUCAGCGAAGUAACAAAUGAACACACCUGUUUGUCCUUCUGAGACCUUUUUUCCUAGUUUCUGUCACAUAAAUCUGGUUGUGGUUUUGGUAUUUAAGUUUGUUUCUGAUUAAAUACCUCCUCUGUCACCAGAAACCUGUCUCACUCAGAUUAAUGCACUGAAUAAGAACAAAUAAAUUAACUUGAUAAAUGUAGCUAAUGUGCUAAUUUAGGUUCGGGAGCAAAACCACGCCUCAGCCACGCCUUUAAUCACUUAGCGAGUCUACUUGUGGCUGGCUCUCACAUGCAGCGCACUUUGUCUUCUGCUCUCGACACCGCGCUCCCUCCCUCUCAUUGCUUUCUCUCUCCUCAUUCUCCUCUGCUUUUUUGUUCCUGCUCUAAACAUCUUUCAUUCAAAGAAGUCCUCAACAUAUCUCUAUAUGAUUCUCUUCAGCUUGUAAAUCUUCCUUACUAUCAUCAUCCAACCUUGUUUCCUUCCAAUCUUCCAACUAUUCUUCAUCAUCCCUUUAUUAACCCUUUCCAUCCUCUGCAUCCCUG